Hypoxylon fragiforme is the source of this 1620-nucleotide messenger RNA. Its product is annotated as S-adenosylmethionine decarboxylase. The transcript has a single exon. Gene Ontology annotation, biological process: spermidine biosynthetic process; spermine biosynthetic process. Gene Ontology annotation, molecular function: adenosylmethionine decarboxylase activity. The coding region runs from base 110 to 1480 and encodes 456 amino acids. Lineage: Eukaryota; Fungi; Ascomycota; Sordariomycetes; Xylariales; Hypoxylaceae. Gene Ontology annotation, cellular component: cytosol. The record is from RefSeq and is a predicted model, not a curated record.
AGGCCCGGAGAAACUGCUCGAGGUUUGGUUUGCUCCUAACGCUAAAGCACUCCCGCCUGGUGCAGAGCCCAAUGGCCUGAAAUCGGUCUCUAACGAAACUUGGGUCGGGAUGUUGGACAUGGUCAACUGCAAGAUUCUCUCCGUCCUCGAGGCUGAGCACAUGGAUGCCUAUCUACUCUCCGAGUCUAGUAUGUUUGUGUUCCCACACAAACUUAUUCUCAAGACUUGCGGGACCACGACCCUGUUACUUGGUCUUCAUAGGCUUCUUCGAAUUGCCGCCGAACAUGCCGGGUUCCCCUUUCAUAACGCCAAAUCCCUAGAUCAUAUCCACGCUGCGGCUACGCCUUAUCGGGUGUUCUAUUCACGCAAGAACUUCCUUUUCCCCCACAAGCAGCAAGGCCCUCAUCGUAGCUGGAAGCAGGAGGUUAAAUAUCUUGACGACAUGUUCGAAGGGGGGAGCGCUUAUAUGGUUGGAAAGAUGAACGGUGAUCACUGGUACCUGUACAUCACCUCACCCCAAACCAGCUUGACACCCCCUCGUACACCAGAUGUAGAGAAAUCAUUGAGCCCGACUGGCCCGACUAGCACCUUUAGGAUUCCAACUGGAUUGGCUUCCGCAUUCAAUGGCGGCCCGGCCUCCAACGACGAAACACUCGAGAUUUUGAUGACGGAUCUCGACCCUGAGAAUGCGAAGAAGUUCUACCUGGAGCACGCGAGUGCGGUCGCGAGCACCAGGUUCUCUGAGCAAGCUCAGGAAGCGCGGCAGAUUGCCGCGGAUAGUCUUGGGGACUUGUCUGGUAGUACUGCGACGCUUAGGACUACCAGUACUAUCGACAGCUCCACCGAUGACACAUUUGAUGUGUUUAGCAACGGAAGCGACUCGGAUCUUCACGGAACCCACACUCCACUCUCCGAGCAGGUGGAUGAUGAAGGUCUGACUACCGAAGGUCACGCGCUGGGUACUGUCGUCGCCGAUACUUGCGGCCUCUCAGAUGUGUAUCCUACUUCCGUAUACCCUGAUGCUCGUGUCGACGCAUACCUUUUUACCCCGUGUGGCUUUUCAGCCAACGGCAUAAUUCCUGCUCCUAUGAAGCAGGAAACGGAAGAGCACGUCAAGUCGACCCAUUAUUUCACUGUACACGUGACGCCCGAACCCAUUUGUUCGUUCGCCUCAUUCGAGACCAAUGUUCCCGGUGGCCAAAAUGGACGCGAGACUUCGGAGAUUAUUGAGCAUGUGGUUGGGAUUUUCAAGCCUGGUCGAUUCAGUGUCACUCUAUUCGAGGCUAAGUCAGUGCAGGCGUCCGACGAUGACGAGGUCUUCGUUGGAGUCAGUCGCAUCAAGCGCAUGGAGAAGAUUCAGGGAUACCGGCGCAUCGACCGUAUAGUCCAUGACUUUGACGAUUACGAACUUGUCUUCCGUUACUACGAGCGAGAGGACUGGGUUGGUGGAAGUUCGCCCCGUGUUGGGGAGGACAUUUAAGUGCUUCAGUUUAUUUUCUGACCAGCUCCUUUGCUCUGCGUUCGUUUUACUUUCUCGUUAUCGUUGGGAUUUGGUAGUUUUUAGCACGCGGGAUGGAAAGCAAGAUGAGAAACACAAUGCUAUCGAUGGCUGUGGGACUC